AUGGCAGCGCCGUCCGGAGAGGCGUGCGGGCUCCUGGAGCGCUCCGUCCGGCAGCGGGUCCCGCCGCUGCUCACCGACCUCUACCAGUUCACCAUGGCCUACGCCUACUGGCGGGCCGGCCGCCACCGGGAGCCCGCCGUGUUCGAGCUCUUCUUCCGGGACAACCCGUUCGGCGGCGGCUUCUCGCUGUUCGCGGGGCAGCACGACUGCCUGCUGUUCCUGCGCAGCUUUCGCUUCACGGAGGAAGAUGUGGAGUUCCUGCGCUCCGUCCUGCCCUGCUCCACCGACCCCGCCUUCUUCCAGUUCCUGCGAGGCCUGGACUGUUCGGGCGUGACGCUGCGCUCCGUCCCCGAGGGCACGGUGGUGUUCGCCAGGGUGCCUCUGAUGGAGGUGGAGGGUCCGCUGGCUGUGGUCCAGCUGCUGGAGACCAGCUUACUGUGUCUGGUCAACUACGCCAGUAACGCCGCUCGUUUCCGGCUGGCCGCCGGACCGGGCAGGAAGCUGCUGGAGAUGGGCCUCCGGAGAGCUCAGGGACCAGACGGGGGCCUGACAGCCUCCCGAUACACACACAUAGGAGGGUUUGAUCUCACCAGUAACGUGCAGGCCGGCUUCCUGUUUGGGAUCCCCGUCGCUGGGACCAUGGCGCACUCGUAUGUCACCUCCUUCAGCUCCCUGGAGGAGGUGUGUCCACAGACCCUUGUGGCAGCGAAUGGGGACGCUGGUCCAGUUGAUGUCAUCUCCCUAACCAAAGGCUGGCUGAGUCGAGUGUGUGAGCUUCUUGGAUCAGAGCCCGCCAAGAUCCGGGAGGGCGAGCUGGCUGCUUUUCUGUCGUACGGCAUCGCAUACCCUCAGAAUUUCCUCCCUGUGAUUGACAGCUACAGCGUUGGCUGCAGUGGCCUGCUGAACUUCUGCGCCGUGGCCCUGGCGCUGAGCGAGCUCGGCUACAGGCCUGUGGGCGUUCGUCUGGACAGCGGAGACCUCUGCGGGCAGUCCGUGGAAGUCCGCCGCGUCUUCAGACUCUGCAGCCAGCAUUUCUCCGUCCCCGCCUUCGAUUCCCUGAUCAUCGUAGGGACCAAUAACAUCUCAGAGCAGAGCAUGGCUGAGCUCAACAGGAAGGAGAACGAGAUCGACGUGGUCGGCGUGGGAACGCAUCUGGUCACGUGCACCAAACAGCCGUCCCUGGGCUGCGUGUACAAGCUCACGCAGCCGCUGUGCAGCGCUGCAGAAACCAGAGCAAAGGUCCAGAGCUCCCUCCAGACGCUGAGCCCUCGACACAAGAGGCUGCAGGAGCCAGACGCCUACACGGUGGCGCUGUCGGAGACACUCCACAACCUGGUUCAAGAGCUCCAGAAAUGCAGCAGUGACAGCAACAACUUCCUUUUAGCCAACUAA
Messenger RNA from Menidia menidia (Atlantic silverside), 1392 nucleotides. The record is from the annotation of a GenBank genome assembly. Lineage: Eukaryota; Metazoa; Chordata; Actinopteri; Atheriniformes; Atherinopsidae.